AUGAUGUCGGACAUGAAUCUGCUUGAUUUACUGGAUGAAACGUUUUUCAAGGAAGACAUUAAGAAUGAGCUGUUCGUCGAUCACAAUUAUAACGACGACGUCAUAGCGACGGAGGAAUGCCCGACAAAUUCCGAUGACUUGUUGUCUUCAAUCUUAAAGAUGGAAGAUUCACAACUUGAUUUCAAUUUGAUUGGCAAGGAUCUGAAAACAAGUCCGUCUUCUUCGUCGGACAGCGGGCUUUCUAGCAUGCUAAGUCCUUCUUACGAACAGCAGUUGAGUCCAUUCUUGUUGAGAGCGGACAACAAUGAGGAAGAACAGAUUGAAAUCAGCAACUUCGAUUUGAACAGUCCACAAAAUUUCGUAGAUUUUGAGCCUGCUGCUAGUCCGUCUUUGGGCAGUGUAGACAGUCCGGUUAGAUCUAUUAUGAGCUCUAACAUCGGUUCACCAGCCACUGACGUUGCCGAAGAGAUGGAUUACGAACAAACUUUGGUUGCCGUUGUAACGCCGAACAACACUAUGCCAAAUAUCAACACUGUUGUCGCCGCAGAACAGCCGAUUGAUAUUGAUCCAGCAUCUAAACAGCAAGUGCAUGUUAUGCCACAAGAGAACAUUGUGAAUGUUCGCAAUUUCACAUGCAAUGGAAAACGAAACGUUCAACAACUGAUACGCGUCACUCCAGUGGGUUCUGAUAAUCCGCGAUCAAUUCUUUUGCCAGUAAACUUCAAAAACAUGAAGAAAGUCCGAACUAUUAAAAUCAUGACCGCUACACAAGCAAAAAAUCUAAAGAAUUUCAAAAUCAAUCAGGCAAAUAUUAUUAAUAAACCUAUUCAGAUGACUAUUAAGCAAGAAGAUUCUAGUAGCGACAAAGGUUGCAACUCCAGUGACGAGGUGCCAUCGGAAACGGACUCGCCUUAUCCAAGACUGAAGCUAAGUGCCGAGGAAAAGCGACUGUUGCAAAAAGAGGGCAUCACAUUGCCCAGUCGUUAUCCGCUGACGAAACACGAAGAGCGUGAAUUAAAGAGAAUCAGACGCAAGAUCCGCAACAAGAUAUCCGCACAGGAUUCUCGUAAGAGAAAAAAGGAAUACGUGGACGGCUUGGAAGAUCGCGUGAAACAAUGCACGGAAGAAAAUAUAACUUUGCUGAAACGAAUCAAAGUCUUACAGUCGCAGAAUCAAAGUCUGGCUGGUCAGUUAAAGAGAUUACAAGCACUCAUACAAAAGGGCAACAAGAGUGCUCAGCCAGCCACUUGCCUGAUGGUCUUACUGCUUUCAUUAGCUCUCGUUGCUGUGCCGAACCUGCGAUCACACUCCAAUAAUAAUAACAAUGAUCUGAUGCAACAAGAGCAGGAGCAACCGGAGAAAACAUCACUGGCGGGCCGCUCGAGAACCUUACUCUAUACGAAGCAACUAAUGGAUGAGGAGUUACAGCAGUAUGGCGAAGAAUUAUUGCAGGAGGUUGAAGGCCUUCUGGAUCAUGAUUACAGCCCAGUAAUGCAAAUGCCUCUCUACAAACGUCCCCGGAUUGACAAUGAAGUUACACCCAAGUACAUUUCUUCUAUGAAUUACGUGGGAGGAACACUUGGCUUAAAACCAGACCUCGCGAUGACGAAUGGGAAGUACAUCGAGCCACCAUUGGACGACGUGUGGCCGCCGCCAAAUCCAGGCGGACAGAAGACGGCCAAAGUGGUGGAUAAACUCGAAGCUCUUACUAACGAAUUGAAAAUCAAUAUUUCCGAUGUUGAGGGUACCAGAACAGUUCUUGUCAAAGUACCUCAGAAUAAAUAAAGUGCAUUUUUUUAGAAAUAAAACGUAUUAAUUUGAAAAUUUUUAAAAAUUUUCAAAUUGUGAAAACAAAAGUCGCACUCUCUUAACACUAACACGGUAACGAGGAAAUAAAUUGGCUUACUCUGGGCAUUCUAGGAUAAUGAUGGAUAAUCAAUUGUUUCAUUAGAACAAUCCCCAUCUGGGAAGUUUUAUAUUCAUGAAACAAUGAUUGUGUUCAGAAAGCUCAAUAAUUAUGCCACUUUAAGUAAGAUGUCUGUAUGAUUGGUGUACUUAUGGAUCCAGUAAAACAAUUUUUUAGGAAUUAA
Messenger RNA from Linepithema humile (Argentine ant), 2090 nucleotides. Its product is annotated as cyclic AMP response element-binding protein A. Gene Ontology annotation, cellular component: nucleus. Gene Ontology annotation, molecular function: DNA-binding transcription factor activity, RNA polymerase II-specific; RNA polymerase II cis-regulatory region sequence-specific DNA binding. Gene Ontology annotation, biological process: regulation of transcription by RNA polymerase II. The record is from RefSeq and is a predicted model, not a curated record. NCBI's taxonomy places the organism in Eukaryota, Metazoa, Arthropoda, Insecta, Hymenoptera, Formicidae.